UGUGUGUGUGUGUGUGUGUGUGUGUGUGUGUUUGCUCAGGUCAACAAGGUUAGUGGAUGGAAGGGUGGUGAUGGAAGCAGACAGGUGCAGUCAUCAUCCACCGUCCACCUCCAAAGGUGCUGCAGCUCUUAGUGCAGCUGCCAAGAUGCUUCCAGAUGUGGUUCCUCAUUCAACUCUGAGCAGCGACGCGCUCCCAUCAUUACGUAACACAGCGUCUCUAAUCAUUACUUGAAUUCAUGCGAGGCUGCUCUCAUGCUAAUCUGUUUGUCUUGGCAUAAUCUAUAACCUGCUCGUGUAAGCAAGUCUUCACCUAAAACGUGGUUGUGUCACCGCCGCGGCUUAUUAAUAUUAUGUAAAGUGCGAUAACGCACACACUUGAUUGGUCAGAGUCAUGUUCUAAACAUAGAGCAGAUCUGAUCAACGGCUCCACGCGCCCACAGCAGGUGUCACUUCCUGAAGGUUAUUAACUUCACAUUCUAAGUGUUUGAGGGGAUAAUGAGCCGUUUCAAUAAAUAUUAGUGCAAUAAAGGCAUAACACACAGGGUCCUGUUCCUCAUCACAUAUUAAAACCAGAGUCCAACUAAAUUAAACUGCAUAAUACAUGAAGCAGAGCUGGUGGAGAAUUGAUUCUAACCUUCAGCCUUCACUUUGUUGGGAGGAAAAAUCUGGGUAUAAGUUUAAAGAGGUAGUUUUUUAUUUCAUCAUUCUUGAUUUUUUGAAAAAUCUGUUGGAGCAUAAAGAGUUUUAACCCAAUUUCAAAAAAUGUGAAAGCAUAUUUUCUUUGGGCGAGAAUAUUCAAGAACGAGCCUGUUUGGGAGAAGAACUCUGAGCCGAGCUGGUGUCAGUCAAAGCGACGAUGGGAAUGUGCUGUUCAUUUCCAGCCCAGUAGCAGGAGGAGGUUCCGUCAUCACGUCAACGCGGAUCUGAUCCACCUCCAGUGGAACAAUGAGCUCAAAGUAAAAUGUGUUUGGUAGCAGGUUUGUGUAAGUGCAGCGUCUCCUCUGGAAGACGUCUCUGUGUCCACAUCCCUAAUCAGCGUGUAAUUGGGUGAGUUCGAGCACAAAGCCUGACCUCAGCAGACUAAUUAACUGGUAAAUCUCACAAAGGUCAACAGUGUGCUGGCCAAGGAUGAAGAGGUAGCCACCAUAUGGCUAAAGAUGCCUCAAGAAGGGUGUCUUCACUGCUCUUUUAAUCUUUGGAGCUAAUUGCGUUUCUUGCCCCCAGUCUUGUGUCGGCGGCGGCUGGUGUCCGCACAGACAAAAUGUGCUCACGCUCUAAUCUGCUUAACUGCUUUCCACUUUGUUUUUUCACCCAUCAUGGGGCCUUGUUGUCGCGGAGCCCAAAUCUGCUGACAUUAACGCUAAUUUUGCUCAUCGCGCGGAUUCUGCUGCUAAAGUACAAGACAAAACACUGACCGUGAAACACUGGAGCCACGUUUGUUACGUUAAAGGCAGUGGAACAUCUGGAGCUCGAGGAGAGAGAGGAGCAACGGGUCAAAGAGGGACAAGAGGUAUUUGUCAGGUGCAUAUUGACUAAAUUAGCCCAACGUGUAUUUACUCAGCUUGUGCUGCCUAAGUAAAUGUCACAUACACGAUGAUUCCAGCUUCUUAAUAAUACAUGAGACGUGAAUGAACAAUUUUAGAGUCAUCUACAUGGGCUGUUCCAAACUCUAUAUUACUGCCUGUCUGACCUUUUUCUCAGCGGCCAAAGGGAAGACGGUGGUUUCUAGUUGUCAUAAAGGGCCCAACGCGAGCUAAUAGGCAGCCGCCCCGCUAACACUGGGGUCAUUAUGAAUAUGAAGCAAUCACACAGAUCAAAUAUACAGCGGGGGUAAAUGGAGCUGGAAGUUAGAGGCCAGAAAGGAGGAGGUGGGUCCAGUAAAUAUAAUAACAGGCACCUGACGUGCAGAUACCGAAGAGGAGCGCUGAGUGAUGAAGGCAGAGCAGACGCCGGCGGCCGGAGCCGGAGCCGGAGCCGGACGGGCCCCGGUCUAAGGUUACAGCUCUGCACGGCAGCCGCAGAGGAGCACCGCUGCUGCGUCUGGGUCCGGUGGUCCGAGCAGCACCGGCGUUCUGGCAAUGUGACUGAUUGAUCCAGUAGAUGAACAGUAAAGAUUAAGAGGAUGACAAAUGAGCAGGGUGCUUACACAGCGCUCGGGGCUAAUCCUCCCCCUCCACCCCCCGGGCUCCCUUUUGAGGAGCUGCCACCGAGGAGCACCCACAGACUGUGACGGACCCCGAGCAUGUGCAACAAGUGUCCGCUGGAGCUGGUGUCAGGACCCCCGACCGUCUGCGUCUGCGUCUGCGUCCCCGUCCCCGUCUCCGUCUCCGUCACCAUCUCCGCGCCGCAGCCUGUGGGACAGUAGAGGCUCGGCUGCCAUCUGCCCAUCGGGCCCCACGGAGGCCCCACGGAGGCUCGCUGCAGCUCGCCAGGGUUUCAGCUGCAGCACAGACGGAGGGAGGGAGCGUUGAGUUGGCUCGUCAGCGCGUUGCCUCUUAGAAGAGAAGAAGAAGAAGAAGAAGAGUUUUUUUACAGUAGUCGUUAGUCAAGGAGACGUUUUCCUGGAAAAUGAUGGAGGAUCACCUGUCGAAGAUCCCCAUGAUGUCGUCGUCUUCCCCGACGCAGUCGACGGGCAGUGGUGGGACUGACGACAGCAGAGGAGCCAAGAGCCCGGCCCCCGGCAAAGCCCUGAGCCCGGCGCUGGUCUGCAGAGUGUGCGGCGACACCAGCAGCGGCAAACACUACGGCAUCUACGCCUGCAACGGCUGCAGCGGCUUCUUCAAGCGCAGCGUGAGGAGGAGGCUCAUUUACAGGUGCCAGGCUGGAACGGGCCUGUGUCCCGUGGACAAAGCUCAUCGCAACCAGUGCCAGGCGUGUCGGCUGAAGAAGUGCCUGCAGGCCGGCAUGAACAAAGACGCCGUGCAGAACGAGCGCCAGCCGCGCAGCACGGCCCAGGUCCGUCUGGACUCCAUCGACGUGGACCCGGAGAAGGAGCACCUGGCCACCACGCGGGAGCCCUCCUCCUCCUCCUCGUCCUCGUCCUCCUCCUCGUCCUCCGCCGGCUCCGUCAUCACGUGGCCCCACAUCACGUCGUCCAUGUCCAUCAGCUCCUCCGCGGCCCCCCAGCGCUGCGUCAGCCCCCAGAACAACCACCGCUUCAUGGCCAGCCUCAUGACGGCGGAGACCUGUGCCAAGCUGGAGCCUGAGGACGUUGAUGAAAACGUUGACGUCACCAGCAACGAGCCGGAGAGAGCGUCGUCGGAGUAUCAGAUGGCCCUGUACCCGUCCAGCUCCGAGAACGUGUACGAGACCUCCGCGAGGCUGCUCUUCAUGUCCGUGAAGUGGGCCAAGAACCUGCCCGUGUUCUCCAACCUGCCCUUCAGGGACCAGGUGAUCCUGCUGGAGGAGGCGUGGAGCGAGCUCUUCCUCCUCUGCGCCAUCCAGUGGUCGCUGCCGCUGGACAGCUGCCCGCUGCUGGCGCUGCCCGACCUCUGCCCCGGCGUGCAGGGCAAGAGCAGCUACACCGGCCUGGACCUGCGCCUCCUGCAGGAGGCCUUCGGCCGCUUCAAGUCUCUGGCCGUGGACCCCACCGAGUUUGCGUGUCUGAAGGCCGUGGUGCUCUUCAAGCCUGAAACCCGAGGUUUGAAAGACCCAGAACAAGUGGAGAACCUGCAGGACCAGUCUCAGGUGAUGCUGGGACAGCACAUCCGCUCGCACUACCUCAGUCAACCCGCCAGGUUCGGGAAGCUGCUCCUGCUUCUGCCGUCGCUGCGCUUCGUGAACUCGGAACGGAUCGAGCUGCUGUUCUUCCACAGGACCAUUGGGAACACGCCCAUGGAGAAGCUGCUGUGCGACAUGUUCAAGAACUGAGCCCACUUGCUUUGUAUUUUAUGCGAUUCUGUGUUUUUAAGGUCGUUUGAUGAAGUUGUCGUUUCGUCCUCCUGCUUCUUGUACAUUUGUAUCAUAUUUAGACGUCGUGUCUCGUUCCAUCUGUCGGACCGUUCUGUGACAGUUACGGUGCAGAUCUUUGUUUGGUGAUAGAUGAAUAUUUGUCCCUGCUGUUCUUAUUAAUAAUAUUAAGUUUGAUGUCACAUGUUAACAAAGUAAAAACAGUUUGAAAACGUUUGUUCUCCUUUUUUUGGACAUUUAAGUAACUUUCAUUCUUUAGUUAAUGAACUUGUAUGACGUCACUGGACAGACGUUAAGGAUGAGGACCAUUUCUGUGCGCAGCA
Betta splendens (Siamese fighting fish) is the source of this 4232-nucleotide messenger RNA. Its product is annotated as photoreceptor-specific nuclear receptor-like. The transcript is spliced from 8 exons. Gene Ontology annotation, biological process: cell differentiation; positive regulation of transcription by RNA polymerase II; negative regulation of transcription by RNA polymerase II. Bases 2569 to 3870 code for a protein of 433 amino acids. Gene Ontology annotation, molecular function: nuclear receptor activity; zinc ion binding; RNA polymerase II cis-regulatory region sequence-specific DNA binding. Lineage: Eukaryota; Metazoa; Chordata; Actinopteri; Anabantiformes; Osphronemidae. The record is from RefSeq and is a predicted model, not a curated record.